AUGAUCCGCGCGUCGAAGUCACCUUGGGCUUCCCCCAUCGUCGUCAUCGUGAAGAAGAACGGCGUCGACUACAGGUUGGUCAACGGUCUGACCCAGUUGAUGGUGUACCCGAUACCACUGGUCACGGACCUCUUGGAAGACUUGGAUAAGUACCGAUGGUACUGCUCCUUAGACUUGGCUAGCGGAUUUUGGGUAAUCCCGAUGACGGACCGAUCCCGUCUCAUCUCCGCGUUCAUCACACCAUUCGGGCUGUUUGAGUGGCUGCGUAUGCCAUUCGGUUUAUGCAACGCGUCACAGAUAUACCAGCGGUUGAUAGACAACGCGCUGUACGGCUUCUGGAAACUCUCGCCGACGGAAGAUACCCGCGACGUUUUCCAGGACAGGGUCCUGUCCAAGCCUGGAACACGGUUCGUGCGUGGUCGACGGUCCUAUAUUGACGAUAUUCUGAUCGGGGGAAAGUCUUGGGAUGACUUGUCCAAGAAGGUGGAACGUCUCCUCGAGGUUUGCGAGGAGUGGCACCUGUCAAUCAGUGUCGAGAAAAGCGAAUGGGGAAUGCCAAGAGUGGAUUACUUGGGGCACGAGGUUUCGGAAAACGGACUCGAGGCAAAGCCAAAGAACUUGGAAGCACUAGCGGCGCUGGAUUUUCCGCGCACGCAAAAAGGCCCGCAACUGCGAGGAACGCUCCACAACCCAGAAACGCAUGACGUGGAAAAGUGGGACCACGCUGAACGCGCGUUCACGACACUUCGCAGCAAGAUCACGGCUACCCCGAUGCUAAAGCACUUCGACGCGGAUAGACAACCAGUGGUGAUUGUGUACGCGAGUGAUUGGGCCGUGUCGGCCGUCAUCACUCAAGAGCAUGACGGAGUGUACAUUCCCGUCAAGUUCACUAGCCGGAUGUUGAAGCCCAACGAGCUGAACUACAACAUCACCGAGAAGGAGAUCCUAGCGUUGUUGCGCGUCUUGAACGAAUGCCACAACAUGCUUUUAAAGGGCUGCAAGGUCGUCUGUCUCAAAUGGGCCGCCAUCCUCUCCCCUGGCGAUUGGAAAUCCUCCGGUCAGCGAAAGGGGAGGAAGAGAUUCUGGGAGCGUUGGCUGCAAGCAUCACGCCGAUGGCCCAUGUUGGCCCAUGUAGAUUCUGCAUUGGAAGAUAUCGCGCCUCGAAAACGCCCGUCUAAGAUGGCUGUGAUCCCGGUCCCGAAACUCGGGCCGACCGAGAGCCUCCACGUGAUCAGCUUCGACGGAUCAGCCCGCGUCAAACGCGAAGGUGGUGCAUUCAGCGCCGUAGUCUGGCUAAAAGCCGCGUCUGGAUACGCGGAAGGUCUCACAGUAAACGAAGCCGAAUACCGGGGCAUACUACUCGGGCUCUCGCUCCCAGAAGACUUGGAUGUCACACGCUUAAUCAUGUGCGGUGAUUCCAACCUGGUGGUUCGCCAAAUGCGGGGAGAGAUGGACUAUAAGUUGGCCGGACAGACACUCCAACGACAAGGCGACAAAGACGUCCAUAACGUCGAGGGGAUCGAGGAUCUGAAGACGCUAAAUCGGUUGGGAGAAGUGCUGCAACCCACGCUACCCGUUUCAGAGCGUGAAACGCGCGGUCCCGACAACGAGAGACGCGGGACAGGGAGAGUCUAUCCCGUGACCACCCGGACGAAGAGCUCUGGAUAUCUCAAGAAGUUCCUAAGCGGAGAUAUCAGCGAGCUUUCUAAACAGGAGGUGAAGAGCUGUGUGAAGAUCGCAGAACAAUACGAGGUGGGGGAGAGUGGCUUGUUGUACUACCAUGUCGACCUGUUUACGGGUUUCGUCAUCGCAAAGGCAAGUGCGUCGCAGACUGCGCAGACGGUUGCUGAGUCGUACGAGGAGGCGGUUUUCAGAAGGUUCGGGGCUAGUGAAGCCAUUCGCCACGACCGAGAGCCGGGCUUUAUGUCCGAUUUCUUCAGGGCCUUCAACAAACUCAUGGGUCAAAGGCAACGAGCAACUCUCGCGUAUCGCCCACAAGCAAACGGGGCGGCGGAGCGCAUGGUGCAGACGAUCACGAGGGCCAUCAAAAUGUACAUCGCAGACAACGAUCAGCGCGACUGGGACGAGUACGCAGAACGACUCACCUACGCCCUGAAUACCGCCCACGAUCGAACCCGGGACGAAACACCGUUCUUCCUGGUACAUGGUUGGGACCCACGGUCCACCCUGGAAACGACGCUAGCGAUUGGAAACACCUCACAUCGAGACGUGGAAGCUCGGCGAUGGAGAACGCGUAUACAGCGUCACUACAAAACCGCACGCGCACAAGCACUCGAGUUGAUCCGCGAAGCAGUGAACACGCGGGCCACACGGCAGAACGCGCGCGCGACGGAACACGCAAUACAACGUGGAUCCCAAGUCUGGCUGUAUCUUGAUCGGGUCAACCCCCGUUACGCGCGCAAACUUGCACACCUGUGGUACGGCCCGUUCCGCGUCGCCGAAUUGAUGAGCGCGUACGCCUUGAAGCCCGUCCGUGAAUUCCCGUCGCGACCCGAGUUGCGACUGACGGUGCCGGCGGAGGAGCGGUUCGACUUCGACGAAGAGCUCCUCCCGGAGGAGAGCUGGGAGACGCACGAUGCGGACGACGAUGUAUACGAGGUCGAACAAACCCUAGAUGUACGCGAAGGUCCCACAACGCGCUAUGGACGAACGCGGCGCGAGUUCCAUGUGAAGUGGCGAGGAUACCGAGAGACGAGCUGGGUAGAUGAGCUGGGCUUGAACUGCGGAGGACUCUUGUAUGACUUCCUGAGGAAACGCACAGGUCGAAGCCGAUUCGAGGUGAUGCAGUCCCACGAGGACGCGUCUACCGAGAGCUGA
This is a messenger RNA of Phytophthora megakarya, 2838 nucleotides long. The record is from the annotation of a GenBank genome assembly. NCBI's taxonomy places the organism in Eukaryota, Oomycota, Peronosporomycetes, Peronosporales, Peronosporaceae.